GGAACAUCGGCCACCUCCAGCUCCCGGCGCGGCCUGGCCCGGCCCGGCUCGGCCGCCUCAGCCUCAAGCUCUCCUAGAGGCGCCGCCCGUCUGUGAGGGCCCCGCCCCUUGUCCUGUGGCCUGUGCGUGGUCUGCAGCCUCUUGAGUCCCGCACUGCACGCACCGGGCCCGGCCGCAGAGCCUAGGGAAGAAGGAAAGGACAGUGAGCCCUGGAAGGAUAUACCUUGGCAGGUUUUAUCUCUGUCUCCCCGCAUUUGUGUGUGUAUGUGUGUGUGUGUGCGUGUGCGUGUGGCACGCCUGAUCUCUGUCCCCUCUUGUCUGCCUGUGUCCUUGUCUCUGCCUGUCUCCCUCAUGCCAACAUGCCCCACCUCCUCUGCAGUACCAUGAUAACCCUUGAGCAAGAUUGUUACCUAAUCUCCUCCCUCCUGGUUGCCUUCAGCCUUCACCCUUUGCCUUUCUUUCUCCCAACAGACACACGCCUGCCAUGGCAGCCAUGAGGCCCCCCUGGUGUCCCCUACCCAUACCCUGUCUGGCUUCUUCACUCCUUCUCCUCUCCCUCCUGGGUGGAGGGGUAGGGGCUGAGGGCCGUGAGGACCCAGAGCUGCUGGUGACUGUGCACACGGGUAGGCUUAGGGGCAUCCGCCUAAAAGUACCUGGGGGCCCUGUCUCUGCUUUUCUGGGCAUACCCUUUGCGGAGCCACCUGUGGGCCCCCGUCGCUUUCUGCCACCGGAGCCCAAACGGCCCUGGUCAGGAGUGCUGGAUGCUACAACCUUCCAGAGUGUCUGCUACCAAUAUGUGGACACCCUGUACCCUGGUUUUGAGGGCACCGAGAUGUGGAACCCCAACCGUGAGCUAAGCGAGGACUGCCUCUACCUCAACGUGUGGACACCAUACCCCCGGCCUGUGUCCCCCACUCCUGUCCUUGUCUGGAUCUAUGGGGGUGGCUUCUACAGUGGGGCCUCUUCCUUGGAUGUGUAUGAUGGCCGCUUCCUGGCCCAGACUCAGGGGACUGUGCUAGUGUCCAUGAACUACCGAGUGGGAACCUUUGGCUUCUUGGCCCUGCCUGGGAGCCGAGAGGCCCCAGGCAACGUGGGCCUGCUGGAUCAGAGGCUCGCACUACAGUGGGUGAAAGAGAACGUAGCAGCCUUUGGGGGGGACCCAAUGUCAGUGACUCUGUUUGGUGAAAGUGCAGGCGCCGCCUCAGUAGGCAUGCAUCUGUUGUCCCCACCCAGCAGGAGCCUCUUCCACAGGGCCAUCCUGCAGAGUGGCACACCCAACGGGCCCUGGGCCACAGUGGGGGUGGGAGAGGCCCGUCGCAGAGCCACACUGCUGGCCCGUCUUGUGGGCUGUCCCCCCGGCGGUGCUGGUGGUAAUGACACAGAACUGGUAGCGUGCCUGCGGACAAGGCCCGCUCAGGACCUGGUGGACCACGAGUGGCAUGUGCUGCCUCAAGAGAGUAUCUUCCGUUUUUCCUUCGUGCCUGUAGUGGAUGGAGACUUCCUCAGUGACACGCCCGAGGCCCUCAUCAAUGCUGGAGAUUUCCAUGGCCUCCAGGUGCUGGUGGGUGUGGUGAAGGAUGAGGGCUCCUAUUUUCUGGUUUACGGGGCCCCAGGCUUCAGCAAAGACAACGAAUCUCUCAUCAGCCGGGCCCAGUUCCUGGCUGGGGUGCGGGUCGGGGUCCCCCAGGCAAGUGACCUAGCAGCCGAGGCUGUGGUCCUGCAUUACACAGACUGGCUGCACCCUGAGGACCCGGCACGCCUGAGGGAGGCCAUGAGUGCUGUCGUGGGUGACCACAACGUCGUGUGCCCUGUGGCCCAGCUGGCUGGGCGGCUGGCUGCCCAGGGGGCCAGAGUCUAUGCCUACAUCUUUGAACAUCGUGCCUCCACACUAUCCUGGCCUCUCUGGAUGGGGGUGCCCCACGGCUAUGAGAUCGAGUUCAUCUUUGGGCUCCCCUUGGAUCCCUCACUGAACUACACCUUUGAGGAGAGAGUCUUUGCCCAACGACUGAUGAAAUAUUGGGCCAACUUCGCCCGCACAGGGGACCCCAAUGACCCACGCAACCCCAAAGCUCCCCAGUGGCCACCGUACACGACUGGAGCGCAACAGUACGUGAGCCUGAACCUGCGGCCGCUGGAGGUGCGGAGGGGACUGCGCGCCCAGGCCUGCGCCUUCUGGAACCGCUUCCUCCCCAAAUUGCUCAGCGCCACGGACACCCUGGACGAGGCGGAGCGCCAGUGGAAGGCCGAGUUCCACCGUUGGAGCUCCUACAUGGUGCACUGGAAGAACCAGUUCGACCAUUACAGCAAGCAGGAUCGCUGCUCAGACCUGUGACCCCGGGGGGAACGCCACGUCCCCCCGCCCCGCCCGGCCCCCCAGCUGUAUAUACUAUUUAUUUAAGGGCUGGGAUAUAACACAGACGAGCCCCAGACCCUGCCCACCACAUCUGGACUUCCUCCCGGGGCUCCCCGUUCUCUGCAUGUCUCGGGCCGAGCCCCCUCCCCCUCGGUGCCUUCGCCCCUCUGGGCUGCCAAUAAACUGUUACAGCCACCAA
Castor canadensis (American beaver) is the source of this 2552-nucleotide messenger RNA. NCBI's taxonomy places the organism in Eukaryota, Metazoa, Chordata, Mammalia, Rodentia, Castoridae. The record is from RefSeq and is a predicted model, not a curated record.